AUGUUUGGUGAUCUAAGCAGCAAGUUUGGGUCUCUCUCUACUCACGUUCAAAAGCUUGAGGUGCAAAUCGCUCAAACAGCCGAGGCGGCCAAGAAACAAAAUGAGGUAAACACUCAAAAAUUUUGUAGUGUUGUCUCAUCUAUAGAUGGCACUAUUGUUCCUACACUAUCUCAAGGGGAAGAAGAAGAAAAUGAGCCUAAGGAGAGGCACAAACCGGAGAGAUACAGUUGGGAAUCAAGAAGAGCUUACAAGAGAAGACUUGAAGGCAAGCCACUACAAAAACAAGAAGAUCCGGGGAAGUUUGUGAUAACUUCAAGUAUCAAUGGCAUUCAACUCCACGAUUGCCUAUGUGAUACUGGUGCUAAUGUUAAUCUAAUGUCUCUUGCACUUGCAAAAGAUUUGGGAUUCAAGGAAUUCAAGAGCCCCAAGAUAAGAGUCGAGUUCGCGGACCUAUCGUGCAUGGAACCUUAUGGAAUGCUUGAAGAUGUCAUGAUGGAAAUAGGGGGUCGAUCGGUCCCAACUGACUUUCAAGUCAUGAUUUGGGAAGGCUCAAAGAGGAAUCAACUGAUUCUUGGAACCCCAUUCCUUGCUACAGCUGGAGCGUGCCAAGUGCGACCAAGCUACCACCAGAAGAAGCCACUCUCAUUACCAAGAAAGAAGGAUAUGCUGCAUGGAGAAAGAAGAGAGAGUGAGCGCUACCCAAAACCAAAGGAGAAGAAGAAAACAUUGGAGCCGAGGCAUGAAAAUGUCUUUAAGGACAUCAACUCCAUCUUACUUCCAACCUUUGAUGAAUAUGGAGCUGAAGAGGAGACUAAUGGUGCACCUAAUCUCUUUCACAAGAUAAGAAUCUUUACACCAAAAGAUUCGGAGCUUAAAGGUGACCAAUCCAUUGAAGAGAAGCUUGAGAGAACUAUGAAGCUUUUCCCCAAGGCAUUGGUUUUCAAAGAUGAUGUGAGAGAUGACUAUGGCGCGACAACACCACCACAAGAAUCCACUACACCGGAGAAUGGAGAAGCUAAAGGGAUCCUUUGCCCUUCAGCCACUCUUCACCACGAUUGA
Messenger RNA from Microthlaspi erraticum, 1059 nucleotides. The record is from the annotation of a GenBank genome assembly. NCBI's taxonomy places the organism in Eukaryota, Viridiplantae, Streptophyta, Magnoliopsida, Brassicales, Brassicaceae.